Molecule: messenger RNA, 2427 nt
Organism: Bactrocera latifrons
Lineage: Eukaryota; Metazoa; Arthropoda; Insecta; Diptera; Tephritidae
Product: probable serine/threonine-protein kinase nek3
Exons: 6
Coding region: 930-2066 (378 amino acids)
Source: RefSeq, a predicted model, not a curated record
AAAAGUGUCAUAGUGUUUGUUAUGUUAAUUUGAAGGCAUAAUUAUAUCCCGGCUUUUUAAUUGAUCUUUGCGUUUGUCACAAGUUUUUAUAAUUUUUAAGAAUUGUGUUGUAAAAAGUUUGUUUAUAGCAGUGUUAACAACAAGUGCAGAAAGUUAUAAUUUUAUAUUUGAAACAAAAGAAGCAUUUGUUGACUUACAAAGAAAAAGCCAAGAAGACACAACACCAUUUCUUACACGCUUGAAUUUGAAACAUGUAGAGAAAAUCUCUGUCGCGAAUGAAAUGGCAACGUCAACAUUCUUCAUUUCUGUUUUGUGCAAUUAAUGUGACCACAAACUUUCUUAGUAAAUUCAAAAUAAUUUCGUAAGAAACCAGUGUUGUACUAACUAGGUGUACUUUUUGAAAAUUUUAAAUAAUUCGCUUUGUGUGGUCAUAACAUUCAUAACAAAAACUGCGCUUAUUGGUGAUUCCUCGCUUAUUUCAUAUUUUCUGGAUAAAAGUGGGAUGCUUUUGUUCACCGGAAAAUAACUCCACUUGUCGAACUGGUUUUUAACUUUCUUCGCCGAACUAAGCGAUACACAAAUACUCACUACACCAACGUAAGCUAUUACGGUGGAACACGGACAGAAUUCCUCGGUUAGUACACACAAGUACCAUUAAAAGAAGUCUGGUGUCAAAGCAGUCUUUAGUUACUCAGUCAGUGAGUUUUUAGGCGACAAAUCAUUUGUAUCUUAAUGUUUGGAAUCUCAGCAGGCAAUAAAACAGGCAGCACCAUAAAAUUGCUUAAUAGCAAACAGUGGAGCUAUCUGAACCAAUGCGCCAAUUACUUCAGAAAGUUUUAGUGUUCUUGCUUGGUCCUUUGAUUCAUAACCGUUUUGGCAAUCUUAAAGAGCAUUUCAAAAUAAGCCAACUAUAAAUAACAACUGAAAAAAUGUCUUCGUCGCGUAAUAAAUUCUUUAGUAGCGGUAAAUUAUCAAAUAAGUCUGGUUCGUCAGGUCUCCGCAUACUUUGGAUACCGGGGGGACGUAAAAGCCAUCCCAAAGGUCGUUUCGACUCGACCAACAAGCAUGUACCGCACAAAGGUGAACAAAAGAAAAACGAGGUGUGGUCCUUGGGUGGGAGUAAAAAUCAAAAAGACCUAUUCGAAGCUGAUCCUGACAAUAACCUCUUUGACGGUCCUUCAGUUUCUGGCAUAACGUCAGCUGCUUGUGCCCUAGGCACUGUGGGUGUGGAGAAAUGUACCAACUCAACAACUACACCAACCAUAUCUAUCUCAACAGCCGAAGGCAGCUUAAGCGCUGAUGCUAAUGUUCAUAACGCAGCACAAACCCCCAGUAGUACAGCCUCUACAACACCUCUAGUAUCUAUACCGAACAGCCCCGAUACUGGUGCCACACCGAAAUUAAUUGUUAUAACAACUGCUAGUACAACGGAGAGUGACAAAAGUCUAAGCUCUAGCAGUAUGCCAGCCAAAACUGGGUUUACAACUGUGACCACAACCACAACGGCAGAAAUAAUGGAUGAGAAUCGUUUUUCAAUUCUCGGCAAAGACAUUUCAAACGAGAUCGACGUAUAUGACCUGCCAUCACCACCUAAAAAUGGUAUUAAUACUCCACCACCUGAGGGUGCAACGAGUGUGCUCUUGAAUACAUCGGCUGGUACGACGACUUCAACAGCGACCACACCGUCGCCGUCUAACACACCUAAACAACAUAGUGAACGAGAUUCUGUGGCUAGUUUAUCCCCAAAAAAAAAGCAUCAAUAUAAAAAUGAAAAUAAUAAUCAUCAGAAUGAUAUUGAUUCCAUCGAAAGUAUAUCCGAUAAUACAAAAUUGCCAAGUAACGAUCUUGAAUGGAUUGAUGAGCUAGUUCUCGAACGCAAUGGCAAGGAAUUGCUCAGUAAGAAGAACAAGAAAAAGAAAAAGAAGAUCUCAACUACGAAGGAAUUAGACCAACUUGACGGCGUAUCGAGCAAGCAAAACGCCAAAGACGGCGCUCCCGAUGAAGACGAUAAAGUGGUAAAGUGUCUUUACUACACAUUGAUGUGCUGCGAUUGUACAAUCUCUUAAUAGACCACUUAGUCCUGAACAACAAUUAUUUUUAAACAAAAAUAUGCAGUUAAGAAACUUUGUAUACAAUGUUUUACAAAAUCAAAAUAUUUAAUUAAACGAGUCUGUCCAGUAUAUAUAUAUAUAUAUAUUUAUAUAAAUACAAUUAAUAAUAUAAAAUGCAAGACGAACUUGCAUUCGCUGAAUUACUUAAGAGAAAUUGCCAAUUGUUAACAUGAAAUAUUCCUGCUGAUUAGUUAGUACGUAAGGUAAAUAUAUAUGCGUUUAAGAGCCCUAUAUUGAAGAAUAAAUACGCUCUUAAUAUUUUUGUAUUUAAUACAAAAUAAUUAAUAAGUUAUUGUUAUGUAAUAAAAAACAUUCA